AUGGCGAUCACCAUAAUACAACCGUCGCAGGCCAAGGAGCCUGUGUACAACAACUAUGGCCCCGAUUCCGCUUCAGAAUCAGACUCUGACGGUGGCGUCGACUUGGAGGGCGACAUCUCCAUGGGCCGCCCCACCAAGCGAGCACGCAGGGACGAGUCAAUCGUGACGCCUGGUCAAGUCAUAACAGAGGACCCUCAAUGGAUGCGCGGUCACGGCACAUAUACCAUACCUGAUCCUCCCCAGAUAGUGUCUUCCGUCGCUGGUACCCUGUCCAAGACGAACAAGCUGCUUUCAGUCCGUCCCCUUCGCGCUCGUUACACCCCCGAGAUUGGAGAUCUGGUCGUUGGUCGCAUCGUCGAGGUACAGGCUCGGCGGUGGCGGGUCGAUGUCGGCGCUGCUCUGCUGGCCCAGCUGCCACUUUCCGCUAUCAACCUGCCCGGAGGUAUCCAACGUCGCAGAACCGAAACCGAUGAACUACAAAUCAGAACAUUCUUCAGCGAAGGCGAGCUGCUCGUGGCCGAGGUGCAACAGCUCUACAACGAUGGAUCUGCAGUGCUGCAUACCCGAAGCUUGAAGUACGGCAAGCUGCGAAAUGGCGUAUUCAUGCAGGUCAGCGGUACCGGCGGCGGAGGCGGCGUCGUAAGAGCACGGCGCCACGCAUUUACUAUCGAGGUGGCUGGCUCAGAAGGCGGCAACGAGAAGAUGGACGUCAUUCUCGGUGUCAAUGGCUACAUCUGGAUCGCUAAGCAUAUAGAAGGGGAGGGUGCCGCGGCCGAGACAAGCGGACCCGGUAUCACGAGAAUUGAGGAGAGCGUGGGCUUGAAUGUCUACUCGAGUCAGAACGACCCCAUAUCUCUGGACACGAUGCGCGAAAUCGCUAGAAUCAGAGGCGUGAUCACGGCACUGGUUGAACACGGUCUCCGGGUGGACGAAGAAAUGGUCAUCAAAGGCUACUCGGAGGCCGUGGAGAUGGCAAGGACCGAGCAAGGUGAUGAUGUCCUGUGGCUAGGCGGAGAUAAAGGCAAGAGACUUGUCGAUGCUUUGAUUGGGCGCUGA
Messenger RNA from Truncatella angustata, 1056 nucleotides. RefSeq lists its product as uncharacterized. Gene Ontology annotation, cellular component: nuclear exosome (RNase complex); cytoplasmic exosome (RNase complex). Lineage: Eukaryota; Fungi; Ascomycota; Sordariomycetes; Amphisphaeriales; Sporocadaceae. Gene Ontology annotation, biological process: poly(A)-dependent snoRNA 3'-end processing; exonucleolytic trimming to generate mature 3'-end of 5.8S rRNA from tricistronic rRNA transcript (SSU-rRNA, 5.8S rRNA, LSU-rRNA); CUT catabolic process. Gene Ontology annotation, molecular function: RNA binding. The record is from RefSeq and is a predicted model, not a curated record. The coding region runs from base 1 to 1056 and encodes 351 amino acids. The transcript is spliced from 2 exons.